Molecule: messenger RNA, 3045 nt
Organism: Trichechus manatus latirostris (Florida manatee)
Lineage: Eukaryota; Metazoa; Chordata; Mammalia; Sirenia; Trichechidae
Gene: LRRC66
Product: leucine rich repeat containing 66
Exons: 4
Coding region: 1-3045 (1014 amino acids)
Cellular component (GO): extracellular matrix
Molecular function (GO): protein binding
Source: RefSeq, a predicted model, not a curated record
AUGAGAAACCUCUAUUUCAGAAUCGUUACCGUGGUUAUAGGUCUCUAUUUUACUGGAACAAUGGCAAACACAUCAAGAAACAGCAAUAUUCUAUUCAAUUCUCAGUGCCAACAGAAUGGAUAUCUUCUGAAAAAUUGUUCUUUUACUAGAAAGCAUGCUAUACAUCUGGACACAUCACAGACAUCAGUCACAGUGGAGGCAAAUUUCAAUUUCUUUAGACUUCUCUUACAGUCUAACAUGAAAAAAGAAGAAUGGAAAAUAAGGCAUCUGGACCUCAGUGACAAUCUCAUACCGAAAAUAACCUUAAGUACUCUUGCAGACUUACAGGGUUUGGAAAUAUUAAACCUCAGCAAUAAUGCUAUCCACUUAAUUUCACUGGAUCUACCAAGUCAUAAGUCCUUAUGGGUGAAGCACCACAGAAGCAGAAAUGGCCUUCCAUUUCUAAAGGUGCUAAUUCUUCAGAGAAAUAAACUCAGUUACACUCCCAAGGGACUGUGGAAACUGAGGUCAUUACAGAGUUUGGAUCUAUCAUUCAAUGGGAUAUCGCAAAUUGGUUUGACUGAUUUUCAUAACUGCCUACAGCUGGAGAACCUCUAUUUAAAGGGCAACAAGAUCUUCAGAAUUCACCCAGAAGCCUUCAAGAAUCUCAAAAAAUUACAGGUUGUAGACCUCAGCAGCAAUGCUCUGACCACCAUCCAAUCGAUGAUGUCGAUGAUGGUCAUUGCUCUAGAACUUCCCCAUCUGGAGGUUGACUUGGCUGACAACCAAUGGCAGUGUGACGAUAGCACGACAGUCUUCCAAGAUUUCAUUUCUGAAUCCUGGAGGAAAAGGUGGAAUGAAAUUUGCAACAAGUCUAUAGGGAAUGAGGAGGCAUUCUGGUGGACUUCCAAAAUCAGAAUUUCCAGGAGGACCCACCUCCCUCACAUUCAUCUGAAUCAUAUGAAAAAACUUCUACCAAGCCAAGAAGAGAGGUCCCAGGAAGCAAUGUCCGUGAGCCUUUCCACUUCGGGGAAGAAGGAACGUGUCAGGUCUGAUAUCAACAAGAAGCAGAGACGUCUGCCAAGAUGGGUUAGAAAUGCCUGGGACGAUGAAACUCUUGGCAGAAGAGAAGACAAUUACCACGACCUCACCCUGGCGGUCUGCCUGUCGGUGUUUAUCACAUUCUUCGUUGCUUUCUGCCUGGGGGCUUUGACAAGGCCUUAUAUUGACAGACUGUGGCAACAAAGAUGCUGGAACAAAAGCCCGGGUUCAAAAAAUACAUAUUCAAAUGAGGGCUUCCAUGAUGAAAUUGAAGUUGCAGGGAACAUACAGCCCCCAACCACAUUUCCACACCAAGCUUUUCAUGGUCUAAACCUCUAUGAGAACCAGGACUCUGUCCCAGUGAUGCCAAGGCCACACACUGUUGUCACUUGUGACAGAGCUCUUAGAAGCAGCAGAAAGGGGGCUGGCAGCUGGCAGAGCACCACAGAGUGUGGAAAUAACACUGGGGCAGGAAACAGAAAUGAUAGCCUGCUUCCAAAUGGCAAUGCAACCCAUUCCAUUCUCCCCAGACAUCCAAAUGCUGAUAAUAAUAAACCAAUUUCAGCAGCACAGGAUCACAUCUAUAGGAAUGAUAUUCUCGGAGGGUUAAAUUAUGACACUGUGGCCCAGGAAGAUUCUCUUGGUGAGCAUUCAACCAACUUCUCUUCAGGAGCUAGCAGAUUACAAACUAUCUCUGGUUCAAUCCAUAAUGAUUCUAAUGAAUUAAACCCAUUGGUCUCAAGAGAAAUGACAGCUUCUCUCUCUAAAAUGCAAAUGCAUACCAAUGCCUGGAGGACUGGAGAGAAUGAGGAAAGAGGGGCCGCUGAACAGUUACCUUCAGGAGGUCUAGGCUCUCAGCUGGAAUUUUCUAAGGAAAUGCAAAUGAGCACAUGUAUUAAUUUACUGAGCACUCAGCAGCAAAUGCUCAAAGAGGCAAGUCCUGAGGAAGAGGCUUCAGCCUACUACAGCACAGUCACAUACAGUGAUCCAGGAGAUACGGAUCCAUCCAUCUUUCCUCCAAGAUGGGGCAGUGACAUGGAUGUCACUCCUGCCCACAAGGAACCACAGCAGAACUGUGUUCCUUCUGAUACUCAGGUUGAGUUGGAGACAGACUAUGAUUCUGAUGAAGGGUCUUUAUUUACUCUAAGUUCAGUAAGUUCAGAAGGUACAAGGAAUAUGACUGAAGACGAGGCAUAUGGCGAGGAGAGCUAUAGGGCCAGGGAGUCACCGGAGAAUGAGAAUGCAGAGGGAAGGAUGGACAACACUAGAUCAUUAGAGAGUCUUGAAGACAACAUCACCUUCCAGAACAUUCUGGAGAAAUGUGAGAAUCAGGAAGAUCAUUUUGAAAAGCCUCUCGUUUCUGGUCCAGACUCUGGUUUGUGCGAGACUGAUCAGGAAAGUGCUUCUAACACCAAUAAAUUUGAGGAUCCAUUAACGUUGCCCAGAUCCCUGAGCACUAGUCCUUUGAGUGUGGAGAUUCCAGGCAUGUUCAUUUAUGAUUAUGUCAUAGCUCCUGAGUCAGAGGCACCAGAAUGGCAUUGUUCACUGAGAGACCUAGAAUUUUCAAAUGUAGAUAUUUUACCACAAACACCACCAUCUUCUGCUGAUGUUCCCUCACAUCCUGAUCAGCGUGCCUGCAAUGAAGGAGACUCAGACAUUUGUAAUUAUGAGCCAUUCAUUCAGGGAAUAGACACAGUUCAAAAAGAUAGUCCUCUCAAGAUCGUAACAGGGGAAAACUUAAGACCCUCACAACAAGAUUCCAAAAAGCACAGCAUGGAAUCCAACCCAAUGGACACUGAGGCAAAUGAGGAGUUUGUAUGUCCACUUGAGGACAAUGAUUCGAGUAAGGUUAUAAGCCAGACACAAUCAUUACAAUCCUAUGGUGAUGAACCUGUCCUUCAAUGUGAAAGAGAAGGAAGUGAAUAUUUUGAACACUAUUCAAAGUGCCAGGGACCGUUAUUCCAAGAGCUUCCAAAUAAAAGCAGUUCCCUAAGAACACAAGAGUACUUCAGUGAUAGAGAUUAG